AUGAAAGCCAACGUCGCUAUUGCCCUAACCGCAGGGCUCCCAGUUGCCCUUGCGUCGGCAUCGAUGAACAAGAGAAUCAUUUCACCUGAUAAAUCCACGGACCGCUACAAGUUUACCGUCAGCAUCCAAAACAGCAACCACAACCACUUGUGCGGCGGCAUGCUUCUGGACAGCACUACUGUGCUUACUGCGGCCCAUUGCUUCAGUGCUGCAACCGAUGAAGGAUCUGACCAAGGAUGGGGAGUCACGGUCAAGAUCGCCACGAUUCAGCAGCCUGUACCUGGGACGCCGAACUGGAAGCCUGCCGCCAAAACUAACAAGAUCAACGACAUCGGCAUCAUCAAACUGGCCACGCCGAUAAAGACCAGUAAAGAAAUCGAGUAUGCGCCGCUUCCAAAAUCCGCCGAUGACCUCGCAGCAAACUCGGACGUAGUUGCUGUUGGUUGGGGCAAUCCUGCCAUCCUGGAAAAGGGCGAAAAAGCCAAGCCCACUGAGAAGCGGGCUGAAGCCGUGAUCCCUCUGCAGACAAUGAACAAGUGCACAGAGAGUAGCAAAUGGGACCUGGGAGAUUUAAGCACACUGAUCUGCGCGGGAAAGGUCGGGAAAAACGUCUGCGAGGGGGAUAGCGGCGGUCCCCUCAUCGACGUCAAGUCCGGAACCCUGGUCGGCCUCGUCUCCCACAGCUUCGACGACGGCCAAGGGCGCAAGUGCAACGGCCCCAGCCUCUUCACCAAGGUCGGCAGCUACCUCGACUUCAUCAACAGCAACCUCGGACAGAGCGGCUACACGGGCGGCGCGAGCCAGUGGUACAAGGACGACCUGAAGCUGGUGGACCUGAAGGGAGAUCUGAGCAAGGGCUGCACGGAUCACUACGAGGCAAAGGCCGGGGAAUGUCUCAAGCCCAUCGACGACAAGUUCGGCGCCGUCAACGGAGAGCUCGACGAGACCGCUGACGAUGCGAAGUGGGAUGCCUACUACGAGGAGACGGGCAAAUGUUGGAGACUGCGGGCCGGCUUGACGCAGUGCCCUGAUUGUGUAAAGGAUGCGAAGCUCGACUGGAAGCUUGACCAAGUCGUAAAGUGCGCCGAUGGAAAGACGAAGAACUGA
Messenger RNA from Cordyceps fumosorosea ARSEF 2679, 1107 nucleotides. RefSeq names its product Serine/cysteine peptidase, trypsin-like protein. Bases 1 to 1107 code for a protein of 368 amino acids. Gene Ontology annotation, molecular function: serine-type endopeptidase activity. NCBI's taxonomy places the organism in Eukaryota, Fungi, Ascomycota, Sordariomycetes, Hypocreales, Cordycipitaceae. The transcript has 3 exons. The record is from RefSeq and is a predicted model, not a curated record. Gene Ontology annotation, biological process: proteolysis.